AUGGAGCUGCCGGUGAUAGAUCUGGCUCUUUACCUAGAUGCCUCUGCUAAAUCCAGUUGCGAUUUGGAUCCCAAGCUGAAAAAGUUGUGUGAGGAGGUAAGUCGAUCCCUAAGUGAAACCGGAGCUCUGCUGGUGAAAGAUCCGAGAUGCUCCGCCGAAGACAACGAUCGAUUCAUCGAUAUGAUGGAGAGAUACUUCGAACGGCCGGAGGACUUCAAACGCCUCCAAGAGCGUUCUCACCUCCAUUACCAGGUUCAGUUGUUUAUUUCACUGCGUAAUUCAUGUAAUAAUGUUACGCACAUUUCUGCGUACGUAUAUGCAUAG
Molecule: messenger RNA, 324 nt
Organism: Thlaspi arvense
Lineage: Eukaryota; Viridiplantae; Streptophyta; Magnoliopsida; Brassicales; Brassicaceae
Source: the annotation of a GenBank genome assembly